Onthophagus taurus is the source of this 942-nucleotide messenger RNA. RefSeq names its product Tetratricopeptide repeat domain 1 (gene Ttc1). Gene Ontology annotation, molecular function: protein binding. The record is from RefSeq and is a predicted model, not a curated record. NCBI's taxonomy places the organism in Eukaryota, Metazoa, Arthropoda, Insecta, Coleoptera, Scarabaeidae.
AUAUGUCAUUUCAAUAAAUUUAAGGUUAGUUUUUCGAUCUGACAUUAGAAAAUGUUCGUUUUCUUUCCAUAAGAAAAUAAUACAACCAAUUUAUUACAAUGUCAGAUAUUACUCAACAAGAAAAAACACAACAAAACGAAGAAAUCGUUGAAAGUCUCAUAAACGAUCUCAACAUCACAAAAAAUGACAUCAACAAAGAAAACACUGAAUCAUUAAAAUCUGGCGAUGAUAAUCCCAACAUAAUCCCGGACGAUUUCGAAAAAGAUGAUGAUACCCCUAAAGAUCCUUUUAUAAUCGACGAGGUCGACGAAGAAGAAUUAAAACUUCAACAAGAAAGUUUAACAGAAGACCAAAAAGAAUCACUCCACAAAGAAGCAUUGGAGUUUAAACAAAUUGGUAAUGAAGAAUUUAAAACAGAAAAAUAUUUAGAAUCUAUAAAUAACUAUACCAAAGCAUUAAAUAUUUGCCCUUUGGCAUAUUCCAAUGAUAGAGCAAUUUUUUAUUGUAAUCGAGCAGCUUCCAAAAUGAAACUACAAAGGGAUGAUUUAGCCAUUGAAGAUUGCACGAAAGCGAUUACUUUAAACGGUAAUUAUUUAAAAGCUUAUGUUCGUAGAGCUAAAUUAUACGAGGGGAAAGAUAAAUUAGAUGAGAGUUUGGAAGAUUACAAAAAAAUCUUAGAAUUAGAUCCUGGGAAUGGUGAGGCAAGAGCUGCUUGUGUUCGAUUACCUCCAAUGAUACAUGAAAGAAAUGAAAAACUUAAAACAGAGAUGCUAGGGAAAUUAAAAGAUUUUGGAAAUUUACUUUUGAAACCUUUUGGAUUGUCAACAGCUAACUUUCAACUUCAACAAGAUCCAAAUAGUGGAGGAUAUUCUGUUAAUUUUCAACAAAAUAAACCUAGUUAAUAUUUAGCAUUUAUAUUUUGAAAAAAAUGUAUUUAUUAAG